Messenger RNA from Varroa destructor (honeybee mite), 1700 nucleotides. RefSeq names its product serine-threonine kinase receptor-associated protein wmd (gene wmd). The record is from RefSeq and is a predicted model, not a curated record. Gene Ontology annotation, biological process: spliceosomal snRNP assembly. NCBI's taxonomy places the organism in Eukaryota, Metazoa, Arthropoda, Arachnida, Mesostigmata, Varroidae. Gene Ontology annotation, cellular component: SMN complex. Gene Ontology annotation, molecular function: RNA binding; protein binding.
ACGUCACUUUCGACAACAGAACAAUGCGUUCAUUCAACCAAUGGAUGCAACUGUAUAGGCUGCAGACGUCUUUACAUUGUGAUUAACCGUGCGACCAGCAACGGACGAACUUAGCCGGCAGUACCGAAUAGCGGCGGAGAAAAACAUCCAAUCUGUCUUUCAUCAUCAUAAUCACUAUCAUCAUUAUCGCCGCCGUCGCCAUCGGUGGUUCGUGUGGGUUCGGUGUGUAUUUGCAAAGUAGCGAAAAAUCGCUCCACGUUUAACAAAUCAGAGACGGCUCCUGUGACUGGUGUUGGUAGCAGUCAAUUAUUUGGUACCUGUCGGCGUGGUGGAUUUUGUGCGGACAACGACCAAAGAAAUUUCUAUUUUUUUACAUUCAAAGGCAGGAAGUGUAGCACCCAGUGACGACCAUGGCGUCGAGCUUGCGGCAGGUCUCAUUGAUGUGCUCGGGCCACACGCGACCCGUCGUCGAUUUAGCUUUCGCAGAGCGUGAGAAUGAGCAGGUGUUGCUGAUUUCGGCGUGCAAAGAUGGCAAACCUAUGCUUCGAGAUGGUGUCACGGGCGACUGGAUUGGCACGUUUGAAGGGCAUAAAGGCGCCGUGUGGAGCGUUUGCCUUGAUGGUUCAGGUAAACUGGCUGCCACAGGGUCAGCUGAUUUCACAGCGAAAUUAUGGGAUACAGCAGAAGGUACCGAAAGGCUGUCGUUGGCUCACAUGCAUAUCGUCCGAGCAGUUGAGCUUUCACCUGAUGGAGCCUAUCUCACUACAGGAAGCGCCGAUAAGAAAAUCCGUCGUUUCGAUGUAACGACUGGGACGUGUGGUGACGAAACAACGGAGCCGCUGCAGAUGUUCGAAGGUCAUACAGCACCUGUGAAAUACGUACGCCUAUUACCUGAUGGCAAGCGUCUCCUCUCGGUCGGAGAUGAUCGUACAGUUCGUGUCUGGGACCCUGUAGCGGGUGAAGGUGGAGGUUUAAUUAAAACUUUGGAGUUCACAGAUCAACCUCACUCAAUAGAGAUAACUCCUACUGGAGAUCGUUUCGUAAUGGCCUUAGGUAAAAAGGUUCAGGUGUGGUCAACCCAUUCGUAUGAAAUGAUCAAGGAACUUACAUUGACGUGCCCCCUUUAUGCGGCAUCGUUGCAUCGCGAUGGCCGCUUCGUAGCAUGUGGUGGUGAGGACUUUCGCCUAUACAAAAUGGAUCUCGAGACAGGGGCCGAGUUGGAAUCGUUUAAGGGCCACUUUGGCCCGGUUCACUGCUGUGCCUUUUCUCCGGACGGACAACUGUACGCGUCGGGAAGUGAGGACGGUACGGUCCGAUUAUGGCAAACAGUCGUCGGCACGACUUACGGCCUUUGGAAAUUCGUUGAAGGCAGUGCUGCUACCCCCCCUGCCCAGCCUGUGCAACCAGAGGGUCAUACCGACGAUGGAGCAGCGCCACUUGGCGCCUCCGUCACGACGACUACGACUACGACUACUACUAUCUCUACGACGGACUCAACCACAAACUCUUCUGAGUCCGGCGACGCCGCUACAGCUGUCAACUCAAAUUCUCCAGAGCCGAAAAGCUGUGAAACUAUCGAGACGCAGCGACAAUCACAACCUGAACAGAAUGAUGAGAUGUUGCAACAACAACAACAACAACAACAGCGGGAACAACAAGAGCAGCAACAACAACAACAACAGCAACAGCAACAGCAGUGA